Mytilus californianus (California mussel) is the source of this 4617-nucleotide messenger RNA. Its product is annotated as limbic system-associated membrane protein-like. The record is from RefSeq and is a predicted model, not a curated record. Gene Ontology annotation, cellular component: neuron projection. The coding region runs from base 331 to 1659 and encodes 442 amino acids. NCBI's taxonomy places the organism in Eukaryota, Metazoa, Mollusca, Bivalvia, Mytilida, Mytilidae. The transcript is spliced from 9 exons.
UGUAAAUCACCGACGAGCCCCGAGAAUCAGCUAGAGUAAAAAUUGUAAAUAAGAUUAAAUGUGCUAUAUUAUACUUUGACCUUUGAUGAAAUGAUUUUGGAUUUAAAAGUAUGUUAGUCAUAUGGAAAUUGAUACCAAAGUUGUAAACUUUGUAUAACUCUGAAUGAAAGUGUCUACUGAUUGUGGUUAAGUUUCUACAGAACUUCUAAAACUUUGGAAUAAAAAAACUGUGUCACAGUUUCUGGAGGCAUUAUGCUAUACACAUUUUAUCUUUUCUUAAUUUAAGUUACAGUUGUUAACAGUUGGAUAUAAAUUCGCAGCUGAGAAAAGAUGGAAAACUUGAAGCGAACUUUUUUAUUUCCAGUUUUUAUCUGCUAUAUUUUAAUGUGCUGCCUUCCAGAUGUUUUUGCAGUCGAUCCAAGUUUUGAUGUUCCAGUCUUCAAUGUCACUGUCAUUGCAGGAAAGACUGCCAUAUUACCAUGUACUGUAGAGAAUCUUGCUGGACACAAGGUCGUCUGGACAGACAGAUUUUCUACUUUGCUUACCUACGAUAUAGGGCGGAUAAUAGACGAUGAUAGAAUAGGCAUAGAAAGACCAUUCACAAACGACUGGAAUUUACUAAUUCAUGAUGUCAAGUACAGCGACGCUGGGAAAUAUGUCUGCCAAAUAAAUACGACACCAGUCAAAACGAAAACAGUUAUGCUACAUGUGCUAGUUCCCCCUAAAAUUAACGUAAAUUUAUCAUCCGGUGACAUCAUUGCCAGAGAAGGGGACACUGUGACUUUGACGUGUAACGUUUCAGGCAUUCCUGCUCCAACCGUCCAUUGGUAUAGACGUCCACUUGAUCAUGGCAUCAGUAAAGCCAAAGAAAAAUUGGAACCGACGAAGCUUACAUAUAACAACUAUUGGCCAUCAUGCACAUACACUUUUCACAAAACAGGAGUUGGUAUGAACGGAGAAUAUUUAAUCAUUCACAAUAUUUCUCGCUACUGUGAUGGCAUCUAUGAAUGUGUGGCAUUCAACGAUGUGCCACCAGCAGUCAACAAAGACAUUAAAGUGGAAGUCGAAUUUCCUCCAGAAAUAGAACUUCAAAACCGAAGAAUAGGACAAUCUCCUGGAAGGGAGACAAUUUUAGAGUGUCAAAUAACAGCUUUUCCAAACAACUACAAUGUGUGGCGAUUUAAAGGGCAGGAUUUGAAAACAACCAAGAAACAUCGAAUAGAAAUAUAUAACGAUGGAAACCACAGAAUGACGCUUAGCUUACGUGUUAUGGAUAUAACAUUUGCAGAUUACGGAAACUAUACCUGUGUAGCCCAAAAUAAGCUUGGUACAGAUGAAGAAGUUAUGCUUUUAUAUGAUCACAGAAUCCAUCAUAUUCCAACAACAACGACAACCAGGAAACCACUAAUGAUAACAACACUCCCUAAAACAAUAUGGUUACCAGAACCACAGGAUAAACAUGUGGACACACAUAUUGAUGGUAAUAAUCCCCAAACAGAACCCCAACAAAAUGGAGGAAUAACAUGCACCGGCAAUCUUGUAGUUAUUUGCAACGGAAUAGGAAAAAUGCCUCAGAAGGGUAAUACUGCAUCGUGUAGGAACAAUAUUUCUUUGAUUUUUGUUUUGUUUAAACUAUUACUUGUAUUUAUAGUAAGCUGACGAAAUGGUGGUUUUCUUUGCGCUGAACAUCAAAAUGGGAGACUCGAAAGUAAAUUAAAAUCAAAUAAAUACCCAUAUACAAAUAUAUAUGUUCGAGUUUCAGAAAAAUUAGGCAAAAGAAGAAUUGUACAGGAAGACCAAUAAUAAGAGAUAAUAGUUCGCUUUAAACUACUUCCAGAAUUGAACGCAAACACUUAUAAAAACAGAAGAUACAUUAGUUUUGUUUAUUCUAGUAGAUAUUUAAUUGUGUCACUAAAUGAAUAAGGAGAUACUGGUAUUAUUCGUAGGAUUAAUGGGUGAAAUAUAAAUUUUCUAAGAAAAUUCUUGAUUUUUUUUCUACCAUUAAUUCAUACAUGCUGUUUCUCGUCUACAAUCGUCAUGUAUAUUUGUAAUUAAUAAAUACCACAUGACAACAUCAAAGAUGGCGUCCUAUCAUAUGUUUUUAAAUGACCUUUAAAAAAAAGUAUAAACAGUGUAUGUUUUCAAAGCUGUGAAAUGUGAGAUUGGAUUGUUGUUUUUAUGUUAAGUUAUUUUGUAUAUCUCGUUCUUUCUUAGUUUCUUUCUUUCUUUCUUUCUAAUCAAAAGUUUCUUUUUUUUCUUUUUUGUGAAAUAAUACGUAAGAUUGGUACCGUUAAUGUUAUCAUAAGUAUCAAAACUGCUCUUUAUCUAUUCCCCAUACAUUUGAUUUCUUUCCCAAUUUCAAUAAUGUCAAUAUAAUUAUACUUUUUGUAUAGAAUCAUCCUUUGUUUUGUACAACCUGCAGCUUCUCCUAUUCCCCGGUCUCGUAAGUUCUCGUAGCUAGAAUUUUGACGCCACGUUGCUAAAAGUGACUGUAAAAGCAAUAUGACUAAUGUUUCAGUUUAAAAUGAGGAUAAAAAAUAUUUCUAUUAUGUAUAUACAAGAGCAAAUCCUGUGGUUAUUGUUUUAAUUGAUUAAUCUAUCUGUUAUUUUUAUGUAAUGUACGUACAUUUUAUAAUAUAUUUACUCUUAAUAAUAAUCUCUUUAUAUUAUAUCUUGAGAUUGUCAGAGAGAGAGAGAGAGAGAGAGAGAGAGAGAGAGAGAGAGAGAGAGAGAGAGAGAGAGCGAAGUAAAAGAAUGCACCAACAUAGCGUAACGCAACUAGAUAACUCAAAUUCAAACAAAAUUUUAAGAAGGAGGGAAACAUAAUAUUUGUAACCACGUGGUUGCGUUAACCCUUGGAAAGUAUUGCCCUUGGUGGAAUAUGUUAUUGCGUAAGCUUACCGUAUCUAAGAGGAACAACAAUGGCCAAUAUUCACUAUGUUUAUAUAAAAAACAAGGAGAUGUGGUAUGAAUUUCAACGUGAUAACUAUCCACCAGAGUUCAAAAUGAAGUGGAUAUAAGCAAUUAUAGGCAACAUGCAGUACGGCCUUCAACAAUGAGAAACACCCGACAUGAAAAAUGUGAAAAAAAAUCAAACGAGACAGUUAACGGCUUGAUUUAUAACAGAACAAUACCUUCUCAUAGCAUCGUCAAUUUCCAGAACAAGUUAACAUGAUAUAUAUGCACUAAAUACCUCUUUACUUGCGACAAACUUCGAUAUUUGUUCUCCAUUGGAUAGCCGACUAGACAAUGCUCUACUAUUUAUAUAUUUGUUAGUCUUUUAUUCAGUCCAACAAUGCUAGAAUUGCAUAUUACACUUGCAAAAUAAAUAACAGCAGUUUUCUAUCAACCAAAAUUAUAUUAAACUGUGUCGGUGCUCAGUGGUUUUUAUUUUUUUUUAUUAUUGUAAGAUUGUAUGUUCCUAAAUCUGUAGGUUUAAUUUCUAAUUUUCAUUUUUUUCUUGAAAACAUUUACAUAUGUAGCACGUGAUUUCAAUAAAGUUGGCAUUCACAUGCAUGUAGAUAGUUGUAUUAUUAUCAGUAUUGAGGACAAAUGAAUGCAAGUUGUAAAUGAUAGUGACUGGUUCAAUUGUAAUGUUUAAAUGUAUAUAUCCAUUGGAUGCCAAAUACGUUGUUAACAUACCAUAUUUUUUCUGUUCAAUACUGGUUUUAAAUAGAAUAUUGUUGAAUGUAGAGAUAUUUACGUAGUUUACAUUUUCUAGUGUGUAUAUACGAAAGGAACCGACAAAGAUUCUUUUCGUUCUGAAAGAUUCCAUUUAUUUGUAAUUUGUUGCUUACGUAUGACAUUUUUAGUUUGAUGAAACAAGUUUCGGAAAUAAUUAAUAAUUCAAAGUAAGUCACACAUUCUAACGUGAGAUAUAUUACAGAUACCUUUAAAAAACUAACAGAACCUGUUUGACAAUAUUAUUUGACCAUAUAGAUCGACACAGUUCCACUGGCAUAAUGACCAUAUGUUAGGAUAUGGUUUCUAAUUAGUAAUCAUUUGCAUUGGGAGAAACUGAAGGGCCUGUGAUGAAGUCUCUAUUUUCCGUAGACGGAUUAUCGACACGCAUUAUCACAUACCUUGUUUCCGUAGACGGAUUAUCGACACACAUUAUCACAUACCUUUUUUCAAAUAAUUAGACGGGCUCCCAUUCAUAUUUAUAUACUCAGGCUGAACAGAUCUAUAUAAACUAAUGAUUUAUGCCACUUCAACCAUACUGUAGUAUUAUCGAACUUCUUCAGCUUGUACUACAAUAACCAACAUCACAUUGAAUCAUUUUUGGUAAUUUCCAAUAGCUUUUAGUGAGCUAAUGGUCCAUCCUAUCAUAUGUGUAGUGAUAUUUGAGUUACAACUGUAAGAUUUAUAAACGAGCUUUACCUUGUACUAUAUUUGCUUUAAAGAUGAACAAAAUCAUGGCGACAUUAUUAUGCCAGUUACUUAUCAUUAUUAAGACAUUUGAAAAAAAGCUUGGUUCUUUUUUUUUUAUUUUCAAGGUUGCCUAUGAUAUUACUAGUCACUGUUUAGUAGCGAUCUUCAUACUAUGUGUACAUUCCUUUUAUACAGACCGUUAGCUGUAUGGAUUUGUGGUUUGCAAAUAAAAUUAUUUUAUACUAA